CUGAUUGCCAGCCCAUGCCGUAAUGGAAGUCCAGGUCAUACUGAUAUCCGGCCGUGCUGGCUCUGGUAAGACUACAACGGGCAACGAAAUGGCCGAACAGCUGCGCCUCCGCGGCCUAUGCCACGCCCACAUCGACUGCGACAACCUCGACAACAUCCACCCGGAGGAGCCAGGCGCAGAGAUGCUCCUCGCAAAUCUCCGCGCCAUGUGGUCCAACUAUUUCCACCGGAGGGGCAUCACGCGGCUGAUACUCUCCGGCACGGCUGUCGCCCUAGAAUUUGAGAGCAUUAGGCAGGCCGUCAAGAGCGCAUCAGAGACUCUCCCGGACGGCGCUAUCGGUGGUCAAACUGGACAAGCCGAGAUGAAAGAGGUAAAAGUAGAAGCGAGAGUCGUGCUUUUAACGGCGCCGGACGAGGUUGCAUCCCAGAGGCUGGCAAGAAGGGAGGUGGGCAGUGAAAUAACCCGUAUGCUGAAGAGCAGUAAGAAGAUGGCGCGGGUGCUGGAAGAGGCAGUGGGCAAUUGGGCCAUGACGGUCGACACCAAAGGGAAGGACGUGACGGAAACUGCACUGCACAUCCUAAGGGCGAGAGGGUGGGUGGCGUAGUGUUGCGAGGAAGGCAGCCCUUGUUCAAGUGGUAUCGCCUCGAGGUAGACUCCGGGCAAUAAUUAGUAUACCUAGCUCCUUCGCUGCCACUGGGCGCCUCUGUGCUAUUGGAGUGCCGGAUGGUAGGAGAUUGAACCUCCAUGCUAAACAGCUCAGUAUGGCCUUUGUCCCAGGAGGAUAUGCAACUCAAAAGUACUCCUAG
This is a messenger RNA of Purpureocillium takamizusanense, 806 nucleotides long. RefSeq lists its product as uncharacterized. The record is from RefSeq and is a predicted model, not a curated record. The transcript has a single exon. The coding region runs from base 23 to 604 and encodes 193 amino acids. Lineage: Eukaryota; Fungi; Ascomycota; Sordariomycetes; Hypocreales; Ophiocordycipitaceae.